This is a messenger RNA of Macadamia integrifolia, 1315 nucleotides long. Its product is annotated as photosynthetic NDH subunit of lumenal location 1, chloroplastic. NCBI's taxonomy places the organism in Eukaryota, Viridiplantae, Streptophyta, Magnoliopsida, Proteales, Proteaceae. The record is from RefSeq and is a predicted model, not a curated record. The transcript has 8 exons. The coding region runs from base 199 to 915 and encodes 238 amino acids. Gene Ontology annotation, biological process: photosynthesis. Gene Ontology annotation, molecular function: calcium ion binding. Gene Ontology annotation, cellular component: extrinsic component of membrane; photosystem II; photosystem II oxygen evolving complex.
AACAAACGAGCUUUGAAAAUAACCGUUCGAAAUUUCUUCCGUUAGAAGGAAUCGCAGACUCAGUGCGGGCUGGUGAGUGAGUUAUACCGUUAUCCGUUUCAUCAUCGACAAAGCAAAAAAUGUGAAACAAAAAGAAAACGGUCCCACAGUCCUCACUCAUCAAGAGCUGCAGAGAGAGAGAGUAAUUGCAGGUAGAGAAUGGCAGCAUCUGUUUCAUCAUUACUCUCACUGAGUUGGGCUUCCACCUUCCCUAAGCAGUCAGUGGCGCCAAAUUCCAUGGCUGUAGAUAGCUCUACUGCAUCUCGUCCAUCUACUGUAAAUGCAUAUGCGUGCACCACUGAUGCAAUCUUUAACGAAGAAGGUUAUUUAAAGAGAAGGCCAAUUUUACUUGGAGUAGGGUCACUGGCAACAACUUUAAUUCCUGCUAGUUUUGGUUAUGCUGAAGAAGUACCUAAAAACUAUGAAGCUUUUGUUGAUCUUUCAGAUGGAUAUUCUUAUUAUUACCCUUCGGAUUGGAGGGAAUUUGAUUUUAGAGGGCAUGAUUCAGCAUUUAAGGAUCGUUAUCUGCAACUACAAAAUGUUAGAGUGAGUUUCUUACCAACGGAUAAAAGUGACAUCCAUGAAUUGGGUCCCAUGGAUGAGGUUAUUUCCAACUUGGUGAGACAUAAGUUUGCUGCACCAUCUCAAAGAGGUACCAUAUUUGACAUGCAGGAGCGGACUGUCAAUGGAAAAAAUUACUAUACCUUUGAGUAUGAACUUACUUCUCCAAUAUUUGCUCGCACUGCCUUUGCAACAAUAUCUAUUGGAAACGGAAGAUAUUACACACUGAUAGUUGGGGCAAAUGAAAGACGGUGGAGAAGAGUCCGGAACCAACUUAAAGUGGUAGCUGACUCAUUCAAGAUGCUUGACAUCUGAAAUGAUAGCAUGGCCAAGCAAAUUUUUCAUCUGUAAUUUUCUUUUUUCCAGGUCCUAUUGAAUUGGGAAAUGUCUAGGUUGGGCAUUUUCCUUUUUCAGGCCAGUGACUGAAUUCAAAUUCCUUGGACAACAAACCUCGUCUUUUAUAUUGUAUAUAUAUAUAUAUAUAUAUAUAUAUACAUAUGUAGUCUGAUUGUUUAGCCAAUCAAAUUCUUACUCCAAAAUUCUGCAUUGCUCUUCCAAUUUCGUUUUCUGUCUUUUGUAUUUAUUGUGUCUUCUGUCUUUCGUUUGGUUCUUGUAAGCAAUAACUACAAUGCCUUUGCAUACAGUGUAAUCUGAAAGAAUAUAAAUUAAAAUUUGCCCUCUCUCCUACCGAAAAAACAAAAUAAAAUUUGCCUCC